Messenger RNA from Phycomyces blakesleeanus NRRL 1555(-), 1127 nucleotides. RefSeq lists its product as hypothetical. Gene Ontology annotation, cellular component: proteasome core complex. The record is from RefSeq and is a predicted model, not a curated record. The coding region runs from base 122 to 931 and encodes 269 amino acids. Gene Ontology annotation, molecular function: threonine-type endopeptidase activity. The transcript has 6 exons. Lineage: Eukaryota; Fungi; Mucoromycota; Mucoromycetes; Mucorales; Phycomycetaceae.
CUCACCUAUUUUUUUUGUUCACUCUCUUUUCUCCCUUUCUUAUUUUAUUUUAUCCACUACAUUGUUUUUGUGCUUUGUAUCUACACACAUACAUUUAAACCAAUAAACAAACCAAGACACAAUGGCUACUAAAUCAAACCUUGCCAAGGGAGGCUUUAGCUUCGAAAACUUUGCUAGAAACCAUGCUCUCGAGGCCAAAGGUGCCAAACCACCAAAGGCCACCAGCACUGGUACCACCAUUGUAGGCGUUGUUUUCAAUGGUGGUGUGUGCUUGGGUGCCGAUACAAGAGCAACUGAAGGUCCUAUUGUAGCUGACAAGAACUGUGAAAAGAUCCAUUACAUUGCACCCAACAUCUAUUGCUGCGGUGCAGGUACUGCCGCUGAUACCGAAUUCACAACUAACUUGAUCAGCUCUCAAAUCGAAUUGCACAGCCUGUCAACCGGAAGAAAGCCCAGAACCGUCACUGUCAUGACUAUGUUGAAACAGAUGUUGUUCAAGCAUCAGGGACACAUUGGUGCUGCUCUUGUUUUGGGUGGAUUCGAUGCUACUGGCUCACACUUGUACACUGUCUACCCUCACGGAAGUACCGACAAGCUUCCCUAUGUUACCAUGGGUUCUGGUUCAUUGGCAGCUAUGAGUGUAUUUGAGAGCAGAUGGAGACCUAAUAUGACUCGUGAGGAGGCUAUUGGAUUGGUAAAUGAUGCCAUUGAGGCUGGUAUUUUCAACGACUUGGGCUCUGGAUCAAAUGUGGAUGUGUGCGUGAUUGAAAAAGACAAGACUGAUUACCUCCGUAACUAUGGUCGUCCCAAUGAGCGUGCAGUAAAGGAGCACAGCUACAGAUACAACAGAGGUACCACUGCUAUCUUGAAGCAGUCUAUCAAGAAUUUUGUUGAAGUGUCCGAAGGUGAUUUGAUGGACAUUUCUGUAUAAAAAUAUAAAUAAAAGAAAAAAGCAGAAGAUGAAGAAUAAGAAUACGAAACAAGGAAACAAUGACAAAUAUAUAUGUAUGUAUAUAUGUAUGUAUGCAUAUAUGUAUAUAUAUAUAAUCAGGAAACAGAAAUGCACAAAUCCAUAAAUGCACAAACAUAACCAACAAUGGGUCAAUAUAUAUAUAUAUCUUUUCUUU